Octopus sinensis (East Asian common octopus) is the source of this 2066-nucleotide messenger RNA. Its product is annotated as zinc finger protein 85-like. Gene Ontology annotation, biological process: regulation of transcription by RNA polymerase II. NCBI's taxonomy places the organism in Eukaryota, Metazoa, Mollusca, Cephalopoda, Octopoda, Octopodidae. Bases 529 to 1908 code for a protein of 459 amino acids. The record is from RefSeq and is a predicted model, not a curated record. The transcript has 2 exons. Gene Ontology annotation, molecular function: RNA polymerase II cis-regulatory region sequence-specific DNA binding; DNA-binding transcription factor activity, RNA polymerase II-specific.
ACAAACGUUUGUUGACUCUUUCGAAACUGUCAUUGUCCAUUCUGAUGUAAGUUCUGCCAACUUCAACUUAUUGUCCCAUUUUCUGCGUUGAAUCUCUCUCUACAGAUAACAUCGGAUGACAUUGAACUUCAGAUGUAUUGACACUUUCAACAUUUCACUAUUAAGGGGAAAUAUUCAACAGAACAGAUAUAACCCUCUUUAUAUGAAUCUAUGGUGAAUUAUUGUGAAAUAUUUCUUCUGAACAAGGAUUACUAGAGAAAUUUCUCAGCUUCACUGUGUGGAAUGUGUUCAAGAUGAUUCUGAAUUUUAACUAAGCUUGGACAAAUUUACACAUAGGAGUUCACAGCAUCUUCAGAUAGCAACAGAUUUUACAAUUGAAAGAAAUGCAACAAAGAAAAAUUUUGUUAUGACUAAAAUCUACAAAUAAGACAAAUAUCCGUCUUAUGUGGUGAAUGGAGAAAAAUUACAUGAAACUAAAAUUUGUAAGAAAAUAAAGGACUGAAUUUUUUUUUUUUUUCUCCUGAAGUAAUGUCAAGAUUGGUAGGAAAAUCUUCGUAUAACUGCAAUGUCUGUAAAAAGUCAUUCUCCCAAAAACAUGGUCUUACUGAACACCAGCGAAUUCAUACAGGAGAAAAACCAUAUUAUUGUGGUAUCUGCGGUAAAUCAUUUUCAAAAAACGAUCACCUAACUAAACAUAUACGCAUUCAUACAGGAGAAAAGCCAUAUCAGUGUGAUAUCUGUGGUAGAUCGUUUUCUUGUACAAGUAGCUUAACUAGUCACAAACGUACUCAUACAGGAGACAAGCCAUAUCACUGUGAUAUCUGUGGAAAAUCAUUCUCUGAAGGAAGUGCUGUAACUAAGCAUAAACGUAUUCAUACAGGAGAGAAACCAUAUCACUGUGAUGUCUGUGAUAAAUCUUUUUCUCAAAGAAACCAUUUAACUGCACACAAGUAUAUUCAUACCGGAAAGAAACCAUAUCACUGUGAUAUCUGUGGUCAAUCAUUUUCUCAAAAAGCUGUUCUACAUACACAUAAGUUUAUUCAUACGGGAGAAAAACCAUAUCAGUGCAGUAUCUGUGGCAAAUCCUUCUCUCUUAAGAAUCACUUGACUAAUCACAAACAGGUUCAUACUGAGGGAAAUUCUGGUGUCUGUGACAUCUGUGGUAAAUCAUUCUCUCAAAUAAACCACUUAACUACACACAAAUAUCUUCACACAGGCAACAAACCGUAUCACUGUGAUAUCUGUAAUAAAUCGUUUUCUUUAAAACGUUACUUAACUAGGCACAAGUUUACUCAUACAGGAGAAAAGCCAUACAUCUGUAAUAUCUGUGGUAAAUCCUUCUCUCAUACAAGCAGCUUAAAUAAACACAAAAUUAUUCAUACAGGAGAAAAGCCAUAUCCCUGUGAUAUUUGUGGUGUGUCAUUCUCUCAAAUGACUAGCUUAACUAACCACAAAAGGAUUCAUACGGGAGAGAAGCCAUUUCACUGUGAUAUCUGUGGUAAAUCAUUUGCUCAAGUAGGUAGCUUAGCUCAACACAAAUGCAUUCAUACAGGAGACAAGCCAUAUCGCUGUGAUAUCUGUGGCAAGUCAUUCUUUCGACAAUGUUACUUAACUGUACACAAGUAUAUUCAUACAGGAGAGAAACCAUACCACUGCGAUAUCUGUGGUAAAUCAUUCUCUUAUAAAGGUAAUGUAACCCAACACAAUCGUAUUCAUACAGGAGAGAAACCAUAUCGCUGUGAUAUCUGUGGUAAAUCAUUCUCUCAUACAAGUACCUUAACUCAACAUCAAUUCAUUCAUACAGGAGAGAAACAACAUUGCUGUGAUAUUUGUGGCAAGUCGUUCGCUGUUAUGGGUAGCUUAACCAAACAUAAGCGAAUUCACAGAGGAAAAGCCAUUCCACUGUGAUAUCUGUAAGAAAUCAUUCUCUCACACAGACAGCUUAACUAUGCACAAAUAUAUUCAUACGAGAGUAAAAUCAUGUCCUUGUGAUAUCUAUGAGAAAUCAUUCUAUGUAGAAAGUAAAAUAUCUAGACACGUAUAUUCAUACAGGAGAGAAACCAUAU